Molecule: messenger RNA, 1239 nt
Organism: Diplodia corticola
Lineage: Eukaryota; Fungi; Ascomycota; Dothideomycetes; Botryosphaeriales; Botryosphaeriaceae
Product: solute carrier family 25 member 38
Exons: 1
Coding region: 1-1239 (412 amino acids)
Biological process (GO): glycine import into mitochondrion
Cellular component (GO): mitochondrial inner membrane; mitochondrion
Molecular function (GO): glycine transmembrane transporter activity
Source: RefSeq, a predicted model, not a curated record
AUGUCAGAUGGCGGCAAAUCGCGCUCGUCGUCUUCCUGUAAGUCGCAAUAUCCUCAUUCGCGCCAACAAGGAGCAUCCAAAAAGGCUUCUCUUAAACCCCAAUUCCGCUCCCUCCCAACACCUUUCCCCUCACAAAUCUCCCUCCCCAAAACUCCCCACCUCAAAUCACACAGACCUAUCCCCAGCCAAGCCCCACUAACAGCCUCUCUCCAAAAAAAUCCAGUCCACUUCCUCGCCGGUCUCUCCUCCGGCGUCCUCUCGGCCGUACUGCUGCAGCCGGCAGACCUACUGAAGACGCGCGUGCAGCAAUCGCGCAGCACAACGCUCUCCGCCACCCUCACCAACAUCCUCCGCGGGCCAGACCCGGUGCGCUCACUAUGGCGCGGCACGGUGCCAUCAGCGCUCCGCACAGGCUUCGGCAGCGCGCUCUACUUCACCACACUCAACGCACUACGCACCAGCGUCGCCAAGUCCGAAGCGGUCAUCCACCACCGCAACAACAACAACACAACAGGAGGCAGCAGCGGACAACAUGCCGCCGGCGGUGGGACAUCUAGCAGCAGCAGCAGCCUCGUCAAGCUCUCGCGGCUGGGCAACCUGGUGACGGGCGCCGUCGCGCGCGCGUCGGCCGGCUUCGUCAUGAUGCCGGUGACGGUGAUCAAGGUGCGGUUCGAGAGCAGCUACUACGCGUACCGCUCGCUGUGGGCCGCCGGCGCCGACAUCCGCAAGACGCACGGCGUGCGGGGGUUCUUCGCCGGCUUCGGCGCCACCGCCGUGCGCGACGCCCCCUACGCCGGCCUGUACGUGCUGUUUUACGAGGAGAGCAAGAAGGCGUUGGGGAGGAUGGCGGGCGUGGCAGGGACGGCGGCGGCGGGGGCGACGGGGGCGAGCGUAGAUGCCGAUCAGGAGAAGAAGGCGGCGGUCAUGGGCGGGGGGGAGGCGGCGGCGGUGAAUUUCGCGUCGGGCGUCGUCGCCGCGGGCUUGGGGACCGCGCUGACGAAUCCGUUUGAUGCGAUCAAGACGCGCUUGCAGCUGCUGCCGGAUCGCUAUGCGAACAUGGCGCAUGCGGCGCGGUUGAUGCUGAGGGAGGAGGGCGUGGGCAGCUUGUUCGAUGGGUUGGGGCUGCGGAUGGCGCGGAAGGCGCUCAGCUCGGCGUUGGCUUGGACGUUGUAUGAGGAGCUGAUUCGGAGGGCGGAGAGGAGGUUUGUCGCGAGCGAGGAGGCGGUGUUGAAAGGGUGA